GAAAAAAUAAGACAUAUGACAAGUUAACAGAAGAUUCAGUGAAAUUGGUGAAAAUCAAUAAAUAUGCAACAGUUUAGGAGCAAUAUAUGUCUUUUAAAUACUGUCUUGAGAAAAGGGAGCCACCAUGACAUCUUAAGUCAGAAAAUACAAAUGACUGUGCGGGUAUGUGGGUCAAAUUUUGGGACAAGUACCGCCAGUGCAUCGUUGAAGGGCUGUGCAUCUGGACUAUUUAACCAAAGUCCCAUUCUAAACAUUAGACCUUGCACACUUCAUAGUGUAAGAUGUUUACAUGUCAUAAAUGGUGCUUACACAUCCCAAGACACUGUUGCCUGCAAGAAUCCAUUUUCAUCAUUCUUGGAUAGAAUAAAUAGCCAUACUGUCAACAUUAAGAAAAGACAAUUUACAACUUCAGUGCUCUUGCUGUCUGAGAAAAAAUUAACCGAAGACAAGAGUUCAGAGAACUUAACUAAAGAAGAUAUCUCAAACCAGGAGACGAACACAAACUCCGAAAAUGUCGAAGCUCAACUUACACAACGACAGAAACUUAAGAGGGCGGUGAAAGAAUACGGCCCAGUAGUCAUUAUUUUCCACAUAUGCAUUGCGCUGAUGUCCCUAGGAUUCUUCUAUUCCUUGGUGUCUGUCGGCGUGGAUGUCGUUGGAAUUCUCAGGAAGUUGGGCGUCUCUGAGGAGAUUUUGGAAUCGGCCCUUGCAGCAGGCGCCAGUACGUUUGUUAUUGCUUAUGCAGUACACAAGAUGUUUGCUGUGCCACGUAUUGGGAUCACCUUGACCUGUGCCCCCAUUAUCGUUCGGAAGGUUGGAAUUUUCAAGCCCCCAAAACCAACCAUUAAAAAAUAAUGUGAGCAAUGGGACUGUUGACUUUACAUCGAAAUUGAUAUGUGACUGUUUGAUAAUGAUAUUGAAAGAACUUAAAAAAAAUAACUUGAAAAAAAAAUAAGUAAUUUAUUUUUUAUGAUUAUAUUAUUUAUAAACUGUACAUGACAAGUGUUGCGUAAUAUAUGCCAAAUAUUAUAAUUGUCAUUGCUAAGAUUGAAGAUCAAAUCUUAAAUUUAAAAAAAGAUAUCUCUCAUGUUAAUAAUUCAUUACAAUCAAAAUCAAAAAGAGCAUAUAUAAGCAAAAUAUCUGUAAUAGUUGAUAUCAAACUUUUGACUAUUUUAUUUCCUAAGGAAAUAUUUUCUUCAAUUAAAUAAUUGAAGUUUACUGUACGUGUUGUAAGAGGUUGUAUUCUAUACACUGAAUUCCAAAUCAAUUAAAUAACAAAUUAUUUUAUAAACAUGAUACAAGUAACUUAUUUUGUACCCUGUCUACAGUCUAUCUAAAUCCAGGAACCCUUGGUGGUAAGAUUUUUUUUAUGAAAACACAAAAGAAAAUCUUACCAUCAAGAUAAAAAGUUGACACCUCUAUGUUAUCUUUGUUUUAUAAAGAAUUAAUUGUAUUUACAUGUACCUGGUACUAGUAUUUUUUUAGAUUAACUCGGGCAAACCCAAUUAUCUUAAACUUGAUUGGAGCAAAAAAAAACAACUUUGAGCCAUCCAGGGUAUAAUUUUUUAAAGAAAAAGUGAAGACUUUCAAAUCACUGUCAAAUCCAUGACAUUUGAGAUAACAGCUUUUGAGCUCUACAAGUUCAACCAGGGUUUGACAUUAAGCUUUUGGAAUACUAGACCAGUCGGGCUACUCUGGCAAAUUUUUACUAGCCCUGACCCUUUAACCACUAGCCCUGACCAAACUUGAGAAAAAUAUAUAAAGUACAAAAUACUUUAAAAUUCUUUUUUUCUGUGCUGAUGAUGAGAAUCCAUAUUUAAAUACCGAAAUUUUCCAGCACACACGUCACGUCAAUACUAGGUCAUAUACAUGUGGCUUGUUGUGUUUAGUCCUAAUUUAAUCAACUUGUAUACAAUAUUAAUAUUGAUACCAUUAAAAAUGUUCAAAGAGUUUAAGUAUAGUAAAAAAUUGAUUUAAUUAUCUAUUUACAUGGUUUACCGAUGUCAUAAACGUAAAUCUUUCGACAAUGACAAUUGUAACUACUCAGCCAUUUCCGUGAAUAAUAAAUAGCUUAUUGUUUCUCUCUAGGAAAAUGGUCGAGUAGUUACGAAUGGCGACAAUGAACUGUUGUUAAAAAUAGUGCUAUAGUCAUGCUGUCUGGAACAUAUUUAGUUUUCUUUCUACUAUGCGGUUGGGAAUGUUUUAAUUUUAUUUUUUCAUCGACAAUAAAUGAAUUGUUUAAAAAUGUAUAAUAAGUUCAUUAAUUUUCCUACACGACCAGUCGGUCCAGUACACAGAGAUUUUACCCGACCGGACCCAUCUUUUACAAGACUCAGUCGGUAGGACGUGCCUUAAUGUCAAACCCUGUCAACUGUAUUUUUGGUUGCCCUAUUUUAGCUUAAAUGCUUGUUGGAGGAAUGGAAAAUAUUCCUCUUUGUGAAAAGUUGCAAACAUCUCUUCACUUUAACACGAGGAUGUGAUAUUUUAUGUAGUUAAGUACAUGUAUCUUGCUUAAUCAGUUUAAACAGUACAUUUACAAGUUUUCUACAGAUCUUUGUAUAGUGCUUUAAGUGAGUGGAUCAUAGGAUCUGAAAUUCUGAAUUUAAAUCAGUAGGAUUGUUUUUUCAUCUUAACUUGCUAUAAAUAUUUAUCAUAUUAUUGUCAUUAUAUAUUAGACAGUACAAACAAUAUUGUUUCUUAUAAGGAAAACCAUACUAUGAUGAUAAAGUAUGUUUCAUCAUAUCUGUAAGAAGAAGAACAAUAAAAGCGUUUUUUUUUAUUAAUCAUUUACUUGCAAAAUCAUUGGUAAAAGACAUCAAAAGUCAAUAUAAUAUACGAAAUUCAUGUAAGGGAUUUAUUUAAAAAUAUUGGUUCUAAAGAAUGCCUUUUCUCAAGUUUUCUUCCCUGUUCAAGGAAAACUCUAGCUAUCUACUUAGGAAGUAUUAAUAUAUCCUAGCUUCAUCUACAAAACAUUUUUU
Messenger RNA from Saccostrea cuccullata (small rock oyster), 2978 nucleotides. RefSeq lists its product as uncharacterized. The transcript has a single exon. Gene Ontology annotation, cellular component: mitochondrion. Bases 64 to 855 code for a protein of 263 amino acids. NCBI's taxonomy places the organism in Eukaryota, Metazoa, Mollusca, Bivalvia, Ostreida, Ostreidae. The record is from RefSeq and is a predicted model, not a curated record.